Messenger RNA from Lampris incognitus (smalleye Pacific opah), 2137 nucleotides. RefSeq names its product tetratricopeptide repeat domain 12 (gene ttc12). The transcript has 21 exons. The record is from RefSeq and is a predicted model, not a curated record. Bases 35 to 2137 code for a protein of 700 amino acids. NCBI's taxonomy places the organism in Eukaryota, Metazoa, Chordata, Actinopteri, Lampriformes, Lampridae. Gene Ontology annotation, molecular function: protein binding.
CCUUUCCUUUGCUGACGUCGGGUGAAGCAUCGGGAUGGACAAACUCGUAGACUUCGACAGUUUUUUGAGGAAUGUCGACAAAAUAAGUGAACUGGUGAAAGAUUUAAAAUCGCCUGACACUGAGGUGCAGCAGAGAGCGGUGGAGGAAGCAGAUCGGUUUGUUGCUGUCCGUGAGGCAGAUGAACCAUGCAGGACAAAAAUCAACAAGACGAAGAUCAACACAAACCCUCCACCACCGCUGCCCACUUCCUCAGAGAAUAACAAUAUAGAUGAUUUCUUGAAGAUUAUGGAGAGAGAUGCUGAAGACAGGAGUAAGAAGAGGAGAGCAAAGGAGGAAAAGGCAAAAGCACUCAAAGACAAGGGGAAUGAAGCCUAUGCCAGAGAAGAGUAUGAAACUGCUGCGAAGUUUUACAGUGAUGGGUUGGCUGAGUUACGAGAUGUGCAGCAGCUGUACACUAACAGAGCACAAGCAUAUAUCAAGUUGGGAAAGUACAAGGAGGCCAUCAGUGAUUGUGAAUGGGCCUUGAAGUGUAAUAAGAGGUGCAUUAAGGCUUAUCUCCACAUGGGCAAAGCAUUUCUGGGUCUCGGGAACUAUAAUGAGAGCAGGAACUGCUAUGAAAAAAUAGUGAAACUCGAACCUGGGAGGGAGCAGAUGGUCAAAGAAUAUCAAGCCCAGGUGGACUUGGAGGAAGAGAGAGAUAGGCAGGAGAGGAAUGCGAGAGAAGAGUUUGACAAAGGAGAGGAGAAGGCCACAACCGUGCCCCAGCUGCUGGAGAAGCUGUCAGGGCCCAGUCAGGUACCCCUCUACUACUAUGGAGGGUUGGAGCUUCUGUCACAAGCCAUUUUUAACUGCACUGGCCAGACCCUGUUCAGAUUGAACAAUGGCUUCACUAUCAUCAGUGGCAAUGACACGGUGAGGAGUUGCCUAUCACAGACAUCAAGAGAACCGUACAGCCGAGAGCUGUGCUUGUCUGUGUUGAAACUGUGGAGGGUGAUUUGCAAUAGAAAUGAUGAAAACCAGAAGAUGCUGAUGAUCUGCCCAGUUUCCAGCAAAUCCAUUGUUGGUUUGUUAGCAUCAGAACACGUCUCAGUGCGUCUAGAAUGUCUGGCAUUGCUCCGCUUAUACUCACAAACACCACACAGCAGAAGUUUGGUUAUUGACAACGUGAAUUUGCACAUGUUGGUGAAGAAUCUAAUGGCAUGCAUCUUGAAGCCAGAGCAGCAGCAGGAGAACAUUGCGCUGACUAUUCUGGAAAACUUUGCAUCAGAAACCAAAUUUCGAAUGAAGCUGAGGGACUUGUUUACAGAAUGCAUUGCUGCCCCUUUUACAACAAAACUGAGAGAUAUCAACAGGUACAGUGAGCAUAUCCUUCAAUCUCUGAUACCAAUAAUUGGCAGCCUGGCUAAAGACGAUGUCAUUCGCCACAAUAUGGCUCACUGUCCAAACUGUUGGGAGGGCUUUCUUUUAGCCAUGAAACAGUGUGGAGAGGGUGAUUACAAAGAAAUCAUUUAUCCUAUGCUUGGGCUGAUGUUCAACCUUUCCACUAUCACCUCCCGAACCAUUCAGGAGCAUGCUGUUUCUAUCUGUAACUGGUGUUUGGGAUUGCUGCAUGAUGACGAUGGAAAAAAUAGGAGUAGAGCCAUAGGUGUGCUGAGCAACAUCCUCCCACAGUCACCUGCUGCCAUUCAGCAUGUCGUCCAGGGGGGUAUGGUUAGUACCGUGCAAUGCUUACUAAAGGGAGCAGGGCCAUCUACUACUAAAUAUACUAUUAAGUCCCUUGCAGUAUGCACAGCUGUCAGUCACUUGGCACGCCAAGAGAUGGUGAAGUCUGAUAAAACACUCUGCACACUACGUCAUUUGCUGGACUCCAGCUGCGAUGAGGCCGUAUUGGGGAACGCGGGCCUAUGUUUAGGCCACUGUGUGGAGGUGGAGGAAAUGGCCAGCAACCUGCUGGGCUCUGAUAUUGUGCUGCUAUUACUGCGCCACGCUGCAGGGGAUGCCAAGAAUACGGCUGUACAGCAGAACGCUGCAAUCGCUCUGGGGAAACUGUGUCGAGCUGAACCCAGACAUAUAAACAAACUGCGAGAACUCCAUGGCCUUGAGAUACUCCACUCCUGUAUGAAGCUUAUCACAUGA